AUGGCUGUCUCUUUGCCACCCACUCUGGGACUCAGUUCCGCCCCAGAUGAAAUCCAGCACCCCCAUAUUAAAUUUUCAGAAUGGAAGUUUAAGCUGUUCAGGGUGAGAUCCUUUGAAAAGGCACCUGAAAAGGCUCAAAUGGAAAAGCAGGAUUCCUCCGAGGGGAAACCCUCGCUGGAGCAAUCUCCAGCAGUCCUGGACAAGCCUGGUGGUCAGAAGCCAGGCCUGCCUCAACCAGCGUUCAAGCCCCAUCCAAAGUUUUUAAAGGAAUACCACGAAGAUGGGACAGCAAGAGACAAAGCCAUCCACCAAGCCAACCUGAGACGUCUCUGCCGCAUCUGUGGGAAUUCUUUCAACACCACUGGGCACAAGAGAAGGUAUCCAGUCCACGGGCCUGUGGAUGGUAAAACCCAAGUCCUUUUACGGAAGAAGGAAAAGAGGGCCACGUCCUGGCCAGACCUCAUUGCCAAAGUUUUCCGGAUCGAUGUGAAGGCAGAUGUUGACUCCAUCCACCCCACUGAGUUCUGCCAUAACUGCUGGAGCUUCAUGCACAGGAAGUUUAGCAGCACCCCAUGUGAGGUUUACUCCCCAAGGAAUGCAACCAUGGAGUGGCACCCCCACACCCUAAACUGUGACAUCUGCCACACUGCACGUCGGGGACUCAAGAGGAAGAGUCAGCAGCCAAACAUGCAGCUCAGCAAAAAACUCAAAACUGUGAUUGACCGAGCGAGACAAGCCCGUCAGCGCAAGAGGAGAACUCAGGCCAGGAUCAGCAGCAAGGAACUGAUGAAGAAGAUCGCCAACUGUGGUCAGAUACAUCUUAGCCCUAAGCUCCUGGCAGUGGACUUCCCGGCGCACUUUGUGAAAUCUAUCUCCUGCCAGAUUUGUGAACACAUCCUGGCCGACCCUGUGGAGACCAGCUGCAAGCACGUGUUUUGCAGGAUCUGCAUUCUCAGGUGCCUCAAAGUCAUGGGCAGCAGUUGUCCCUCUUGCCACUAUCCCUGUUUCCCUACUGACCUGGAGAGUCCAGUGAAGUCUUUUCUGAGCAUCUUGAAUACCCUGAUGGUGAAAUGCCCAGCAAAGGAGUGCAACGAGGAGAUCAGCUUGGAAAAAUAUAAUCACCAUAUCUCAAGCCACAAGGAGUCAAAGGAGACAUUUGUGCAUAUUAAUAAAGGGGGCCGACCCCGCCAGCAUCUCCUGUCCCUGACGCGGAGGGCUCAGAAACACCGUCUGAGGGAGCUCAAGCUGCAAGUCAAGGCCUUCGCCGACAAAGAAGAAGGGGGCGACGUGAAGUCAGUGUGCCUGACCUUGUUCCUGCUAGUGCUGAGGGCGAGGAAUGAGCACAGACAAGCUGACGAGCUGGAGGCCAUCAUGCGAGGCCAGGGCUCCGGCCUGCAGCCUGCUGUUUGCUUGGCCAUCCGCGUCAACACCUUCCUCAGCUGCAGCCAGUACCACAAGAUGUACAGGACUGUGAAGGCCAUCACGGGCAGGCAGAUUUUCCAGCCUUUGCAUGCCCUUCGGAACGCGGAGAAGGUCCUUCUGCCCGGCUACCACCCCUUCGAGUGGCAGCCACCUCUGAAGAAUGUGUCUUCCAGCACGGACGUGGGCAUUAUCGACGGGCUGUCUGGACUCUCCUCCUCGGUGGAUGAUUACCCAGUGGACACCAUUGCCAAGCGCUUCCGCUAUGACUCGGCUCUGGUGUCCGCUCUCAUGGACAUGGAAGAAGACAUCCUGGAGGGUAUGAGAGCCCAAGACCUUGACGACUACCUGAAUGGCCCCUUCACUGUGGUGGUGAAGGAGUCUUGUGAUGGGAUGGGAGACGUGAGUGAGAAGCACGGCAGUGGGCCGGUUGUGCCGGAAAAGGCCGUUCGGUUUUCCUUCACAGUCAUGAAAAUCACCAUCGCACACGGGUCACAGAACGUGAAGGUGUUUGAGGAAGCCAAGCCUAACUCUGAACUAUGUUGCAAGCCCUUGUGCCUCAUGCUGGCCGACGAAUCCGACCAUGAGACCCUGACGGCCAUCCUGAGCCCUCUCAUUGCCGAGAGGGAGGCCAUGAAGAGCAGCCAGCUAAUGCUGGAGAUGGGAGGCAUCCUCCGGACUUUCAAGUUCAUCUUCAGGGGCACCGGAUAUGAUGAGAAACUCGUCCGGGAAGUGGAAGGCCUUGAGGCUUCUGGCUCUGUCUACAUCUGUACCCUCUGUGAUGCCACCCGCCUGGAAGCCUCUCAAAAUCUGAUCUUCCACUCCAUAACCAGAAGCCACGCGGAGAAUUUGGAGCGCUAUGAGGUCUGGCGUUCCAACCCAUACCAUGAGACGGUGGAAGAACUUCGGGACCGGGUGAAAGGGGUCUCGGCCAAACCCUUCAUUGAGACGGUGCCUUCCAUAGAUGCCCUCCACUGUGACAUUGGCAAUGCAGCCGAGUUCUACAAGAUUUUCCAGCUCGAGAUAGGGGAGGCGUAUAAGAACCCCAAUGCCUCCAAGGAGGAAAGGAAGAGAUGGCAGGCGACCUUGGACAAGCACCUCCGCAAGAAGAUGAAUCUGAAGCCCAUCAUGAGGAUGAAUGGCAACUUUGCCAGGAAGCUCAUGACCAAAGAGACUGUGGAAGCAGUCUGUGAGUUAAUUCCCUCUGAGGAGAGGCAUGAAGCUCUGAGGGAACUGAUGGACCUUUACCUGAAGAUGAAGCCCGUCUGGCGAUCAUCAUGCCCUGCUAAAGAGUGCCCGGAAUCCCUCUGCCAGUAUAGUUUCAAUUCACAGCGUUUUGCUGAGCUCCUCUCCACCAAGUUCAAGUACAGAUAUGAGGGCAAAAUCACCAAUUAUUUUCACAAGACACUGGCCCACGUCCCGGAAAUUAUCGAGAGGGACGGCUCCAUUGGGGCAUGGGCUAGCGAGGGAAAUGAGUCUGGGAACAAGCUGUUCAGGCGCUUCCGAAAAAUGAAUGCCAGGCAGUCCAAGUACUAUGAAAUGGAAGAUGUUUUGAAACAUCACUGGUUGUACACCUCCAAAUACCUGCAGAAGUUUAUGAAUGCUCAUAAAGCAUUUAAAAACUCAGGGUUUACCAUAAACUUGCAGAGAAGCUCAGGGGACACAUUAGACCUAGAGAACUCUCCAGAAUCUCAAGAUUUGAUGGAAUUUUAA
Phacochoerus africanus (Common warthog) is the source of this 3132-nucleotide messenger RNA. It is a transcript of the gene RAG1, whose product is annotated as recombination activating 1. Gene Ontology annotation, cellular component: nucleus; endodeoxyribonuclease complex; DNA recombinase complex. Bases 1 to 3132 code for a protein of 1043 amino acids. Gene Ontology annotation, biological process: pre-B cell allelic exclusion; adaptive immune response; V(D)J recombination. Gene Ontology annotation, molecular function: ubiquitin protein ligase activity; sequence-specific DNA binding; double-stranded DNA endonuclease activity. Lineage: Eukaryota; Metazoa; Chordata; Mammalia; Artiodactyla; Suidae. The transcript has a single exon. The record is from RefSeq and is a predicted model, not a curated record.